AAGGCUUGGCCAACAGCUAUCAGCCCCUACACAUGAACAAUCGGCAUGGCCAAACAUUCAUGACGUAUGUUCUUAAUUGGAAGAGGGUGGGCAUCCCAGAUGAGCAAAUUGAAAAAGGAAGAAAUUUCAACUACACCACAGAAGUAGUACAAAGCGGAAAUGACUUUACAUGGUCACAGAUCUACCCAGGAUUUACACUCACCAAUAAAUUCACCAUCGGUCAAGAAUCAGAUCUAGAGACAAUGGGUGGCAAGAAAUUUAAGGCAACCGUCCGAUUGGAAGGUGGGAAACUGGUUGUGGACUUCCCCAAAUACAACCACUCCUCGGAGAUCGUUGGAGGGAAACUAGUGGAGACCUCAGUUUCUGGAGGAGUCACAUUUAAGAGAAUCAGCAAGAAGGUGGCAUAAAAAGGAGAAACCCAUCAGGAGCCAUUUUUUUUUAAGCAAAUAAAGCAUUUCAUGACUC
Messenger RNA from Hyla sarda, 465 nucleotides. Its product is annotated as gastrotropin-like. Gene Ontology annotation, biological process: fatty acid transport. The record is from RefSeq and is a predicted model, not a curated record. The coding region runs from base 33 to 407 and encodes 124 amino acids. Gene Ontology annotation, cellular component: nucleus; cytosol. Lineage: Eukaryota; Metazoa; Chordata; Amphibia; Anura; Hylidae. Gene Ontology annotation, molecular function: fatty acid binding. The transcript is spliced from 4 exons.